Molecule: messenger RNA, 1999 nt
Organism: Anneissia japonica
Lineage: Eukaryota; Metazoa; Echinodermata; Crinoidea; Comatulida; Comatulidae
Product: coiled-coil domain-containing protein 127-like
Exons: 3
Coding region: 98-691 (197 amino acids)
Source: RefSeq, a predicted model, not a curated record
GCAAUCGCCACCUGUCCGUGAUUGCACGGCGAGUGAUGUCGCAUGUCCUCGAAUGUUGAGCUGAUGCUGCAAAUGUUACAGCCCUGGAUACAGUAAAAUGAAGUUGAAUAAUCUUAGCCAUCCCCCAGGUGAUGAACCAUGGCAACAUAAACUCUCUCGGCUUGCAAGUGACAUUAUUAUUCCAUUUCUAAUACCUGCUUCAACUGCAUUUUUAUUGUGGCUUGCAAAAAGAAAGGAGAAUGCAAACCACCAAAAAGAAGAAGAUUUACAGCGUCAGAUUGUUGAAUUAAAAUCACGUGAAGAUGAACUUGAUGCUAGAGAUACCCAAGCUUCUUUUUACAAGUUUCUACAAGAGGAAGAUGCUGAGUAUAGGAAAAUAAACCAAGACCUUGAUAAAAUAGCAACUGGCCUUAAAGACAGACAAGAUAUUUACUGCAGUGUAUUUAAAAAGAAGGAAGAUCGCAUCAAGAUCGAAUCCCAGCUUCUUGAAUUUGCGUACUCCAGGCCAUAUGAUAAGAACUUGAAAUUAUAUCGUGGAUUGAAUGAAAUAUUUGCCAAAGACACGCACUGUGGCAGCAGUCGUGACGAGAAUGGUUGUUUAAUGUGGGUGUGGCUUGACUUCUGGAGGAUGAAUUCUAAGCUAUUAAAAUAUGAGAAAGCUUCAGAAAAAAUACUAAAUAAAUUAUUGUAAUCAGGAAUAAAAUAAAGAUAAUAGUAUCAUUGAGAUCUAAUAUACUGUAAUACUAAAAUAAUAAUUUAUUUAUUACUAAACAGACGUUUUGAUGUACAGUAUGCAUGUGUUCAACUGAUGUAAAUGUGUACUUCUAAAUGAAUAUUUGUGUUUUAUAUCAGUCUUAGACAUACAUAAUUAAGUUAAUAAUAAAUUUUGUCAAUAGUGAUAUAUCUCAUAUUUUAUCAUGCAACUGUAUAAACUAUAUUUAUUACACAUAUUUUGAGUUGAGAACUAUUUUAUUUAAUUUUAAAGUGACCUUGUAAAUUAUAAUAGCUUUAUGCCAUUUCCAUUUGUUUGGACUUCGAGUUUGUGAUUUUUUGUCCUCUGCAUAAUUAUCUCAGUUAUCAUUCAGUAUUGUUAUUAUUUUUAAAUUGUAUUGUUUUUUGAUGCAAUAAAUGUGAAUAUGCAGUGUUUUUAACAGAAUUGAGAUGGAUGUGCCCUUUAAAUAUGAAUACUGUAUUUUUAAAAUCUUAGCAUGUAAAAUUCUAAAAUUUUAGAGUAUAAAGGAAAUAAGUAAAUUGUAUAAUUUAAGUGGCAGCUAAGCUGGAUGGUUAAAAGGAUGGUUAAUGGUCAUGUAUAUUUAUAGCGCCUUUCACAGUAAAAGAAAAACUUCUCAAGGUGCUGUUAAGCUACAGGAACAAAAAUUAAUAUGGCGAAGGGAAGGAGUAAGGUGCACACCCCUGAUUGAGAUAGCGUCGCCAUCACUACAAACUCCAUGGUCCUAAAUUCAAGUCAUGUGACACCAGGAAUUGUUCUCCCACUAAAUGAUACAGUGGAUUGUCUUCCAAAAAAUGGGAACAAUUUUUGAAGAAAUUUCAUGAAGAAUCUUAACAACCAUGAAAAGCCUGGUACUGUAUACAAACAUUUGCAUUUUGUACUUUACUUUUUGUCGAAGCAGAGGCCAGCAUCUAGGCUCAAACUGCAUUUUUAUCUUGCAGUGAUAUCAAAUUUGUUUAUUGAACAAGAUUGUGCCUAGAGUACGUUAACAGUAAGAGUGUAAUACUGUACCUGGAAUCCUCAGUCUGUAAAAUAUGCAAUGCUGUUGCUAAUCAAGAUGUGAAUUACUGUACUUACAAUUACUAGUUAUAUUGAUGACAAUCAAGAGAUUAGAUUCCAUACAGUACAGUGCAUAAUAGUAUGCUUACUACUGUAAGUAUAUUUUUGUAAUAAUAUACAGCAGCUAUGAACCAGAAUUUCUAUGGUUAGGGAUCUUGUGAUCAUAUUGAUUGGUUGGUAAUAAAAUUUAAAAAAAAGUGAAAUACAGUA